Messenger RNA from Gymnogyps californianus (California condor), 2100 nucleotides. It is a transcript of the gene JMJD4, whose product is annotated as jumonji domain containing 4. The transcript is spliced from 6 exons. The record is from RefSeq and is a predicted model, not a curated record. Lineage: Eukaryota; Metazoa; Chordata; Aves; Accipitriformes; Cathartidae. Gene Ontology annotation, cellular component: cytoplasm; nucleus. The coding region runs from base 340 to 1623 and encodes 427 amino acids. Gene Ontology annotation, biological process: positive regulation of translational termination; negative regulation of gene expression; protein hydroxylation. Gene Ontology annotation, molecular function: sequence-specific DNA binding; histone H4R3 demethylase activity.
AAACAGCCUUUGCUGGUCAUCCCCAGAGAGCGUGGUCACCCUGGCAAGAAAGUGACGACGAAAAAGCAACAUCUUCGCCAUCUGUAGGGUGACUUUGUUGUCAGAUACCCCACCAGCAUUAAACUUUAUAAACUAUGGAAGAUCCUAAUUAGCCCAACAUGGUGGGAUGCUCCUGCACAACUUCUUGUUUUACCGCUGGCCGUUUAUAUUUUCCUGUGAGUUUUCAUGGAUUUAGAGACUCGAGUCACGUUUUAAAGCAGGUGGCUUUUUUACCAUAGCAUAACGGGAUAGCAUCUGGUCAAUGUGUCUUGGCUAAGCCAGGAAGGGUAUCCAGCCUGCAUGGACAGGGCAACAUUCGCCUGUUCCACUGCCUUUUUUCGUGACUACAACAGUUCAUCUCAGGGUGCAUUCUGCCUCCCCGGAGGACACGUUGACUUUAUUGAAAAAGUAGAGUCAUUCACUUACUCGGACUUUUUCCGGGAUUAUUUGAUUCCCAACCAUCCCUGUAUUUUCUCAGCUAAAUUCACUGAAGACUGGGGCAGCAGGAGAAAUUGGGUUACUUGGGAUGGAAAGCCUAACUUUGAUCAUCUGCUGCAGAAGUUUGGAGAGGCUGUAGUACCUGUUGCCAACUGUGAUGUCAAGGAGUACAAUUCUAACCCGAAGGAGCAGCUCCCCUUCAAGGAGUAUAUAAAGUACUGGAAAGAGUACAUUAAAAAUGACUACCGUUCAUCCCGAGGGUGCCUUUAUCUAAAGGACUGGCACCUGAGCAGAGCUUUCCCUGAGCAAGAUGUUUAUACAACCCCUGUGUAUUUCUCAUCCGACUGGCUGAAUGAAUACUGGGAUGCUAUAGCUGUGGAUGAUUACCGGUUUGUCUACAUGGGACCUAAAGGUUCAUGGACUCCGUUCCACGCUGAUGUCUUCCGUUCCUAUAGCUGGUCAGCCAAUAUAUGCGGGAGAAAGAAAUGGCUCUUGUACCCCGCAGGACAGGAGGAGUAUCUGAAAGACCGCCAUGGCAACUUGCCCUUCGACGUGACUGCACCUAGUCUUCAGGACCGGGGUGUUUACCCUCGCUACAACCAAAGUCAACCCCCUGUUGAAAUUGUGCAGGAAGCAGGGGAGAUAGUCUUCAUCCCCAGUGGAUGGCAUCAUCAAGUUUACAAUCUGGAGGAUACCAUUUCCAUUAACCACAACUGGGUGAAUGGCUGCAAUGUGGCUAUAAUGUGGUGCUUCCUGCAGGAUGAAUUAGCAGCUGUCCAGCGGGAAAUCAAUGAAUGGAAAGACCCUAUGGAUGAUUGGCACCUACAAUGCCAGUUGAUCAUGAAGUCUUGCACGGGUAUAGACUACAAAGAGUUCUACAACUUCCUCAAAGUUAUUGCAGAGAACAGGAUUUCUGUCUUGGAAAACGGCCUCGAUGACGAAGCUUCGGCAAAGAACACUCCAAAAGCUGCCAUUUCCACCUUGGGCAUGCUCCAUGCGGUGUUUGAUCUAAAGAGGACUGUGAAGGUGUUAACAUCAUUGAGUGCUAAUGAAGAUUUCAAGAAACUAGACCUGACGUCACUUUCUCCACCUCCGGAGGCAUUGCUCCACCACUUGAAAGCAGCAAUAGAUACAGCGCUACUCUAACUUCCUAUUUAUUCAGUUCUUUGUAAAAUGAACCUUUUGCAAAAUGGGUGUUUGUAGAAGACUGACUCCUCCCUGUUUAAUAGCUGUUGCAGUUUAAGUACAAAGAGCCUUAAUGUGGAGUGAGGAGAGAGUACAUUCAUAAGAAGGCAACACUUUUUAAGUUGACAGCAUUGGAGUAUCUAAAGUGGACAGGAAAAAAAAUCUCAGACACAGGAAAAACCCAAAUCGUGUUAGUAUUAUAUUAUGAGCCCUGCUGGUGAGUAUGCAUUCAGGGACGGGGAACAGAAAUUCUCUGUGGAUCAAGCUUAGGUCUGUCAGGGCGAAACACUGAGAAUGCAGUGAUCUGCACCAUAUUCCCUCUGUUUCUGAGAGCACUGUAUACAGACAGCAAACCUGCACUGCAGACUCCAGCAGUUAAGCUCUGCUUUGUCUGGUCACACCUAAAUUACUUUAAGACCUGUCCUGCUUCCAGGUGCA